Heterostelium album PN500 is the source of this 831-nucleotide messenger RNA. RefSeq names its product tRNA (guanine-N(7)-)-methyltransferase (gene mettl1). Gene Ontology annotation, molecular function: tRNA (guanine(46)-N7)-methyltransferase activity. Gene Ontology annotation, cellular component: tRNA methyltransferase complex. Gene Ontology annotation, biological process: RNA (guanine-N7)-methylation; tRNA methylation. The record is from RefSeq and is a predicted model, not a curated record. NCBI's taxonomy places the organism in Eukaryota, Evosea, Eumycetozoa, Acytosteliales, Acytosteliaceae. The transcript is spliced from 2 exons. The coding region runs from base 1 to 831 and encodes 276 amino acids.
AUGAGUGAAUCAUCUACAACUACAACCACAACAAAUAGUGUUUCUAACACUAACAGCAAUAACAACAAUAAAAGAGCAAAUUCAGCAAAUACUACAGAGAAGAAAAAGAAACCAAUUAAACCAUAUCACAGAAUUAAAGCACAUGCCAAUCCACAAUCAGACAGCAAUUUCGAUUAUCCAGUAUCACCAUCAUGUUACGAUUGGUCUAAACAUUAUAAUAAAACACUCUCUGAGCAACCAGAGAAACGUGUCACCAUUGCAGAUGUAGGAUGUGGAUACGGUGGUUUGUUGGUUGGUCUUGCCAGUACAUUCCCAGAUAGACUGGCAUUGGGAUUGGAGAUUCGUGAUAAAGUGGUACAGUACGUCGAGGAUCGUAUCGAAAAGCUCAGAAAAGACAACGAAGAGAAGAAUCAAUAUCAGAACAUUUCAGUGUUGAAAACGAACGCUAUGAAAUAUCUACCGAAUCUCUUCUACAAGGGUCAGUUGGAGAAGAUCUUCUUCCUGUUCCCCGAUCCACACUUUAAGAAGGCCAAUCACAAGCGUCGUAUUAUCAGUCCAGCACUCCUGGCAGAGUAUGCCUACGUUAUAAAGGUUGGUGGUCUCGCAUACUUUAUCAGUGACGUCGAAGAGUUGUACCUCUGGAUGCACGAACACUUCAAGGGUCACCCAUUGUUUGAGGAAGUCAAAUUGGAGCCAACCGACGACCCAUGCAUUCCACUCAUCUUGAACGCCACCGAAGAAGGUAGAAAAGUAAAUCGUAUCGAUGGUAAGAAAUGGUAUGGUGUAUUCCGUAGAAUUGAAGCACCAACAUCAAACAAUACCUCUCAAUAG